AUGAGGGUCAGCGGGGCAUUCCUGAUUGCUUUCUCUUCUGCCCUCGCUCUUCCAACCUCCGAAAAAUGGAUUGAGAAAGAUGUCUGCAUCAUCGGAGGAGGUGCGAGCGGCACGUACGCUGCCGUAAGACUGAAACAGCAGCAUGUCGAUGUGGCUCUAAUUGAGAAGGAGGGCAAACUUGGUGGUCCAGUCACGACGUACACAGACUCCAGCACCGGCCAGACGUACGACUACGGCGUUCAAGUCUUCUCGAACCUGUCCGUCGUCCACAGCUUCUUCCACCACUUCGACAUCCCUCUGGUGCAGCUACCUCCUCCGUCAGGCGGCGACACAAAGAUGAUGAACUUUGAGACCGGCGAAGUGGUGCCUCCAGCACAACUCUACCUGGGUAACCUCACAGAGGCUAUGCUCGGUUAUGCGGAGCAACAGGCCAAAUACUCGUCCAUAUUCGAGGACUGGGAUCUACCAGACCCAGUACCGGAAGACUUGCUGCUGCCCUUUGGAGACUUUCUCAAGAAGCACAAUCUCGAGGCUUUCGCAUACAUCGCUUUCCUCUACGACCAAGGCAUCGCAAACCUCUUGGCACAACCGACGCUAUAUGUCAUGAAGUAUCAGGACCGAGUGCAGAUACAAGACCUGCUGACCGGCGGCUUUGUCGUCAACGGUCUCCAGAACAACCAGCUGCUGUACGACCGUGCCGCAGCUGCGAUAGAUGACGGCAGAAGUCUGUAUCUGAACAGUUAUCCCACCGAGAUCACCCGACACUCCGACCGCGUUGAGAUCACGGUCGUCACGAAGAACGGUGUCAAGCAUAUCAGAGCUCGCAAGCUUUUGGUCACCAUCCCACCCAAGUCCACCGUGAGCUUCCUCGAUCUCGACCGCUCUGAGCAGACCAUGUUCAGACAGUUCAACAACAGCUACUACUGGAACGCCAUCCUGAAGAACACCGGCAUACCCGUCGGCACCACCUUACCUAACGUCAACCCCGAAGCGCCGCUCAACAUCCCAGCUAUGCCCGGCAUGUACACCUUCCUUGCCUCCCCCGUCCCAGGCUUGCACGCUACUUACUACAGCAGCCCGCACAACAUGUCCGACGAAGAAGUCUCCGCCGACAUCUUGUCCACGCUACAAAGAGUCCGACAGGGUGCUGGAUACCCAGAGCCAGAGCAUAGUCCGGAGCUUGUUGCUCUGCAUAAGUGGUCGCAGUUCGAGAUGACGGUAUCUAACGAUGCGAUACGGAAGGGGUUCUAUAACGACUUGUUGGCGCUGCAGGGAAAGAAGAAUACGUGGUGGACGGGGGCGACGUGGAUGAACCAGGCUACUGCUACGCUUUGGAGGUACACUGAGGAGAAGGUGUUGCCGCAUUUGGUGCCGGAGAGGGAUAUUUUGAGGGUACAGGAAUGA
Molecule: messenger RNA, 1404 nt
Organism: Saxophila tyrrhenica
Lineage: Eukaryota; Fungi; Ascomycota; Dothideomycetes; Mycosphaerellales; Extremaceae
Exons: 2
Coding region: 1-1404 (467 amino acids)
Molecular function (GO): oxidoreductase activity
Source: RefSeq, a predicted model, not a curated record